Messenger RNA from Colius striatus (speckled mousebird), 2801 nucleotides. Its product is annotated as sulfate transporter. Gene Ontology annotation, biological process: transmembrane transport. The record is from RefSeq and is a predicted model, not a curated record. Gene Ontology annotation, molecular function: chloride transmembrane transporter activity; bicarbonate transmembrane transporter activity; sulfate transmembrane transporter activity. The coding region runs from base 1 to 2295 and encodes 764 amino acids. Gene Ontology annotation, cellular component: membrane. The transcript has 2 exons. Lineage: Eukaryota; Metazoa; Chordata; Aves; Coliiformes; Coliidae.
AUGUACAUGGCUUCACCACCUCAUGUCUGCCUGCUCUUCCUCCUUAGCUCUCCUGGUGCAAUGGAGGACAUAUCAAGCCAGAAGUCAGGACAGGACAGAGAUGUGCUGAGCUCCCGAGCACCCGAAGAGAGUCCUGACAAUUUUGUACAUGUCAGAUUGGAGGAGUAUGAGCCUGCAGACUUCAGCACCAAGGAUUUAAUCCUUAAGAAAGCCCGAGAGGUCUGCAAGUGCCAUCAUCAAACCAUCAUCACCUUCUUCUGUCGGCUGUUCCCAGUGCUGGACUGGCUUCCCCGUUACAACAUCAAGAAGCAGUUGCUCGGGGAUGUCGUGUCCGGGCUCCUGGUGGGGAUAGUUGCCAUCCCUCAGUCCAUCUCCUACUCCCUCUUAGCCAACCAGGAUCCCAUCUAUGGAAUCUACACCAACUUCUUCUGCAGCAUCAUCUACGCUGCCAUGGCCACGUCGCGCCAUAACUUCGUGGGCUCGUUUGGCGUGCUGUGCCUGAUGAUCGGGCAGUCGGUGAACCGGCACCUCCAGCUCGCGGGCUACAGCGACAGCAGCGCCAGAGUCUCGCUGGAGGGCAACUCCACCUCCUCCAGCAACUCCACCGUCUCCACCAAUGGCACAGAGGCCUGUGACAGGAGCUGCUAUGCCAUCACUGUGGCCCUUUCCUUAAGCUUUCUGGUCGGUCUUUACCAGAUCCUGCUGGGGGUUUUACAGCUGGGCUUUCUGGCAGUCUACCUGUCAGAACCUCUGCUCAGUGGCUUUGUGACCGGCUCCAGCCUCACCAUUAUCACCUCGCAGGUGAAGUAUCUCCUGGGACUGAAAAUACCUCGUCAUGAAGGGGUGGGAUCCUUCAUCCUGACCUGGGUUGACCUUUUCAAAUACAUCCAGAACACCAACAUCUGUGACCUGAUCACCAGCAUCGUUGCUUUGGCCAUCAUAGGGCCUGUCAAAAGGAUCAAUGACCGGUAUAAGAAGAAGAUGAAGGCCCCAUUCCCCAUAGAGCUGCUGGUGGUCAUUGUAGCCACAGUAGUAUCUCACUACUUUAACUUUGAAGAGCGAUACAAGUCUGAAGUUUGUGGGGAUAUCCCCACUGGUUUCAAGAAGCCCACCCUACCAGAUAUAAACCUGUUUUCCACCCUGGCAGUUGAUGCUCUGCCCAUUGCUGUUAUUGGCUUUGCCAUGACCGUCUCCCUGGCAGAGAUCUUUGGCAAAAAGCACAACUACGCUGUCCGUGCCAACCAAGAGAUGAUUGCCAUCGGCAUGUGCAACCUGGUCCCUUCUUUCUUCUACUGCUUUGCCAGCUCUGCAGCCCUGACCAAGACACUGCUGAAGGAGUCCACAGGGACCCAGACCCAGAUCUCUAGCCUGGUUACUUCCCUGGUGCUGCUGCUGGUGCUGCUGUGGAUCGCCCCGCUCUUCUACGCGCUGCCCAUCUCCAUCCUGGGGGUGGUCACCAUUGUCAACCUGCGGGGCGGGCUGAGGAAGUUCCGUGACAUCCCCCGCAUGUGGCAGCUCAGCAAGCUGGACACAGUGGUGUGGUGGAUAACCAUGCUGUCCUCCACACUGCUCACCACCGAGAUCGGGCUCCUCGUGGGCGUCUGCUUCGCUCUGCUCUGCAUCAUCUUCCGCACGCAGAGGCCCAGGGCCACGCUGCUGGGCAAGGUCAGCAACAAGGAGAUCUAUGAGGACCAGUCCGCUUACAAGCAGCUCAGCAGUAUCGACAACAUCAAAAUCUUCCGCUUUGAGUCAUCCCUCUACUAUGCCAACAAGGACUAUUUCAACACUGUUCUCUACCAGAAGACUGGGGUAAAUCCUAACCUGUUGGCUGCUAAGCACCAAAGGGUAGAGGGCCAGGCAAAUGCAGACACAGGCAACAGCAAGAGCUUUUUUGGCAUCAGAUUUGGCUGCAUGAAGCCUGUCAAGAAAAAGACUGAAAAGGCUCCAGCACAUGCCUGUCACCCCUCCAUAGAUAUGCACACCUUAAUCCUCGACUGUGGGGCAAUGCAGUUCAUAGAUACUGUGGGUCUCUCGGUGCUAAAGGAGACAUAUCAUGACUAUAAGGAGGUUGGUGUCCAGGUGCUCCUGGCCAACUGCAACCCUUCCAUCCGGCACCGGCUGCGGGAGGGAGGCUGGGCUGCCGAGGCAGACAGCGGUGGUCAGGUGGCUUUCCACAGUGUCCAUGAUGCUGUGCAGUUUGCUGAACAGCAGUACCACAUGAGGCAGGAGGACAGCAAGGAGAAACGGAAUGCUCUCCUGGCCUCUGAAGACCUGAACCUCCAGACGUCUUUGUAGAGCUGUGUGUGAGGAAUGAUUUCCCAUGGGGAUGGGCUGGGGAGCAGUUUCUGAGCAGUGGGAGCAUGCAAAAAAGGAAAAGACUUUGAUGAACUGUCAGCAUCUGGCAUGGGGCAGAAGGGGUGGGAGCAAUGUGGAUUUCAGGAAAGGCUGACUACAGGUCAGUCAUCCGACAUGGGGACUCGUCCCUUCUGCUGAGCCAGCACAGGCAGCAUCCCACUGGCCUUGCCUCUGUCACUCAGGGGUGAGCCCUUGCUCUGGGCUGUGAAGGGUAUGCAGCAUUGCCAAGGACCAGGAUAGCUUUUCUUCCAAGAAACACAGCACCAAAGAUACGGUGCUGAAGGGAGCUCUGGCUCUGGCAGCCACUCGGGAGCCCAGGGAUGGGAGACUGCUGGAAAUAAAGUGCAUGGAAAAGGAAUCCCACUGGUGCUGCUCAAGAAGACGUUUUCUUGUGGUCAAAAGAUUAUUUCAAAUGUAUUAAAGAGCAUGGUGUGCCCAGCUGCUUG